AUGCAAGACCACGUCUUGAAGCUCUUGAAGCAACUAAAUGACGAGCUGCGCGAAAGUAUUUCUGUGGUUAUCGAAAAGAGACCACCAUUUGAGCAGCAAAUUCCACAGAAUGACUCCGACUCUGGAGAUGAAGAGAGUGGCGAAGACGGACGCAUAACUGAACUGGGAAUGCGCCUAUGCAGCAUCCGCGACAUUUUGAGUAAACUGAACAAGCUUGCGUUCAAGAUUCGCAAUUCUAAUCUGCGGUCCAUCUCACUCAAACCACUUCUAUACCGAGAAUUUGUCUCGGUGGCUGGAGACGAAAGUGGCAUGAAUCAACACAAAGAUAUGGAGGCAACUCAAGAGCUGCGUGGUGUUGGGGACCACCUCUCAACAGAAUCAGGAGAGUUGAAUCUAACGGAAGGUCAAACGGACAUAUUCGACCGUUAUGCGGAGUUCGAUUGCCGGUAUAUGACUGAGCUCUUUGAAAGCAUCUGUGAGGUCUCAGAUGUGCCUCAAAACAGAAUCCUGUUUGAACGAUUGACAAAAGCAAUCACGACCAGGCGAAGAAUCAUAAGAUAUUGGAGCAGACACGCUGACAAACUAGCGACUGGAACGCAGAACUUCCUUGGCCCACCGAUGGGUUUUGGCGGUACAAAGUUGAGUUCACAAUCUCACGUUGGAGAGGAAGAAGCUCCUAAGCUGCAUGCUUCUGGCAAGCCAGAAUCAGUUGCUCAAACAGCGACAAGCUAUGCUGAUACGGAACUAACCACGGCUUAUAAUGAGAAAAAAAGAGGAAAUAUCGACUCUACGCCAGUCAUCUCGUACAUAAGCACCACUUGGAAUAUUCACGGCAAUGUGGUUGAAGUCCCACUGCUACCACUGCCAGCAAAUAAAGGCAGUGAUUUUAUUAGCACUCUAACUAUUCACAGGUUUGUCCUUAUUGCUCUGUGCUAUCUCCAGCAGCCUACGGCAAGGGACAAGUCUGGAAAAACCAUCUAUUCCGAGAUCUUCAGCCGUAUAUGUGCACUUACGACGAGUGUAAUGAAGCGGAUCGGAUGUAUGGGAGGAGGAGUCAGUGGGCCGAACAUGAAGCAUCCAGCAGCAGUUUUUGAAACUCCCAGGCAGCUAGCAGAUCAUUUGUGUACUGAACACACGGAUAACUUGCCGGAGACCCAGAUUCCGGAUCUUGUCGAACUCGGCGAAGCCAGCCUUGAAGAUGAACGCGAAAGGUGUCCCAUCUGUCUUGACAAGGAUACGUUUAUAAAGAGCCGGACAACCCAUUUGGCCAAUCAUCUUGAACGGGUUGCGUUGUUUGCCCUUUCCCGUGGAGAAACCGAGGAAUCUGGUCUUUCCAAUGCUGCCAAAGGAGCAAAAACUGCGGAAUCACGGGGCUCGCUAUCUUCAAUAUCCCUCGUUUUCACCGACCGUGGAUUUAUCAGCAUGACACUAGCUCACAAAUAUGGGAAGAGGUGGAUGAACCGCACAACAUCCCUUCGUACCAAAGAAAACAGUACAUCAAACGCUCCAAGACCUCCAAUAGCAAAUCAGCAGGGGAUGCUACCUCCUAUGUUUCAGAAAGGUAGUGGUGUCCUACUAACACCUAUGGGCGGUCGAUAUCUUCGAAUUUUAAACAUGCGGUAUAAUACUGUGAGGGAGGGGUGGGAGUACCAGAUGGUUUAUAUGUCAAAACAGGGAAGGCGUUUGUACGAGAAAGGGCGCCGGUUUCCAGAGACAGAUCUAUGUCAGGCACCGUCUCCUGCGGAUAAUUUCUUCUUUCAUGAUUUCUUUGCGGGUAGUAGCAGUGGUCCAAGUCUGGCCGAAUUCACCGCCCGCGGCGGUAGCGGGCGUAGCUAG
Molecule: messenger RNA, 1836 nt
Organism: Aplosporella prunicola CBS 121167
Lineage: Eukaryota; Fungi; Ascomycota; Dothideomycetes; Botryosphaeriales; Aplosporellaceae
Exons: 6
Coding region: 1-1836 (611 amino acids)
Source: RefSeq, a predicted model, not a curated record